CAAGAAUAGACGUACAGAUGACAAAGAUCAUCAAAACAACUUCGACCACUGAAAAUUAAACAAGUAGUUCUUUAACUUAUUAUUAUUAUUAAGAAAUAUCAAAGUUUUAGUUGGUUUCUCUACAAAGAGCGCGAAAACUGUGAACUGAACAUUAUUUAAAAGGCAGGAUCCAAAAAAUUCAUCAUAAACUAGAAUAAGUUGAAAAAUUUUUGAACUCGAACAAAAGCACUGUUUUGUUGUGACAUAUAUUACUUUGGAUAAUGAUGAAUCUAUUGGGACGCCCGGACAUUGAAGCUGGCGAAGUUUUUGUUAAUUUCAAUCAAAAUGAUACAUCAUUGGCGGUUGCAACACGAUCGGGUUAUAGUUUAUACAGUCUUAGUUCAGUAGAUCUAACAUUGGAUAAAAUAUACAGUUGCCAUACGGACGAGAUAUUCCUUAUUGAACGCCUUUUUGAAAGUUCUUUGGUUGCGGUUGUCUCUCAGCGGUCACCACGAAAGCUUAAAGUAUGCCAUUUUAAGAAACAGAGUGAAAUUUGUAAUUAUUCAUACUCGAAUACCAUAUUGGCUGUUAAACUAAAUCGGGAACGUCUAAUUGUAUGCCUGGAAGAAAGUUUAUAUAUUCACAAUAUCCAGGAUAUGAAAGUAGUCCAUACGAUACGUGAUACUCCAUGCAAUCCAAAUGGUCUCUGCGCACUUUCUUCCUCAUCAGAGCACUGUUAUUUGGCCUAUCCGGGAAGCGUCACCUCAGGAGAAGUUCAAAUUUUUGACGCAAUAAAUUUACAUGCCAAGACCAUGAUACCUGCUCACGAUUCACCAUUGGCUGCAUUGGCAUUUAGCCCGUCUGGAACUGAGAUCGCUACAGCUAGCGAGCGUGGUACCGUAAUACGCGUCUUUUCAUCUCUUGAUGGCAGCAAGCUGUUCGAAAUGCGUCGUGGUCUCAAGCGUUGCGUCGCUAUUGCAUCGCUCUCAUUUAGUACAUGCGCAAAAUAUUUAGUGUCGAGUUCAAACACGGAAACAGUACAUAUAUUUCGUUUGGAUCGGUCAGCUGCCGAACAGACUGACUCAAAACAAACAUCGGAUGAUUGGAUGGGUUACUCCUUUUUUAGAUAUCUCAGCAAAACUGUGACCAGCUAUCUGCCCACUCAAGUAACGGAUGUAUUCAGCCAGGGUCGAGCAUUUACAUCGGUAACAUUACCGGAGGCUGGUGUUCGGCGUAUGUGUGCAAUCACAACAAUACAAAAACAACUAAGACUUUUGGUGGCUUCACAAGACGGAUACUUAUAUGUCUACUCUAUACCCUCUAUUGAGGGCGGUGAAUGUCAGCUUAUUAAGAAGCAUGAUAUACGCCUAGACGAUUCUUAUGCAAUGGACAUUAAAGUUGAUUCGCCACAACCGCUGGGAGGUGCAGGUGCUGGCACAGCUGUUACUGAAGUUAUAAGUGAAGAUGAGUCAUCUAAACAGAGUACAGCCAGUGGAGCCACUUAUGCUUCUGCAGUGAAAGGCGAUGAAAAGGUCGCACAGCCUUAGAUGUGUCACAGUUUUAAAGAUUCGCUAUUACCACCACAAACUUCACAAACUACCUAAGUCUGCAAAUGAAGUUUUCUGCAAACAGAA
This is a messenger RNA of Bactrocera tryoni, 1613 nucleotides long. RefSeq names its product WD repeat domain phosphoinositide-interacting protein 2 (gene Atg18a). Gene Ontology annotation, cellular component: extrinsic component of membrane; cytosol; phagophore assembly site membrane. Bases 261 to 1526 code for a protein of 421 amino acids. The transcript is spliced from 7 exons. Gene Ontology annotation, biological process: protein localization to phagophore assembly site; autophagy of mitochondrion; protein lipidation. NCBI's taxonomy places the organism in Eukaryota, Metazoa, Arthropoda, Insecta, Diptera, Tephritidae. The record is from RefSeq and is a predicted model, not a curated record. Gene Ontology annotation, molecular function: protein binding; phosphatidylinositol-3,5-bisphosphate binding; phosphatidylinositol-3-phosphate binding.